AUGGAUCCUCCACAACAAAGUCCAACAGCAAAUCCAGAGUUGGUGAUAAAUUUGGUACAGAAAUCCAUGGAAGAAGCGUUGAGAGAAGCAAAAAUUGAAGUAGCAUUGUUAGGAACUCACAUAUGGCCGAUUGAAACACUGCUAGAGAAUCGGCUUUCUGCAAUACGUAGUGUACGAGAAGAUGCCUCUCUGCUACUCAGUCUUUGCAAAGACCGUGACAUCAGCAAGUAUAGUCUUAAGUUGUCUUUGAUAAUUGCUUCGGGUAGAGACAGUGGUACCCGUUUAGCAGCGGUAAUAGAAUUAAGGGGUGAAUUGACAGGUGACAACUGGGAGAGUUUAUAUAUGCUAAAUAACGAGACUGAAUUGUGUCUUAGGGAAGUUCUGUUAAGUUGUGUAAAAACCGAGUUGUCUAUUCCAGUAGCUACUCAAGUGUGUUCUUUGAUAGCUAGAUUGGCAUUUUCAACACGACUUAAUGGUUGGGUGAACUGUUGGCCCCAAAGAGUGACAGAUUUUGUUUGUGGAUAUAUGUUGGAUGCUGAUACUUCGGCUAUUCUUCGUAAAAGGGUCUUGAAGAUUUUUUCUGAAUGGUGUAGAUCAGCUCCUGUGGUUUUACUUAGCAUCUGUACUGAAAAUAAGGAUAAGUUUCAUGCUGCAAUUAUCAGAUACCUUGUUGAGUGGAAUCCAACUGUAAGCAUGGCUGCUCUUGAUGCAACAUUGGGUUCCUUGCCACACUUGAGGAAAGGAGGUCAGGAAGAUGUAUUCAGCCAGAUGCUUAGUGGUGUCAGAACGUUGUUGAGUCGGGCAAUGGAUGACGAGAGAGAAGAUUGCAUCCAAGAAAGCAUGGACUUGCUUAUAGAUCUGGCCAGGGAUCAGCCCGAUUUGUUGGCUAAUGAUGAAUUGUGGGCUGGCAUGAUGCAAAUCGCUGCUGCUGAAAACAUGGAGAGUGAGACCAUUGAUAAAGGUAUUGAGCUUUUGCUUCUCUUAGCUGAGAGUGGUAAUAGCUCACCUGGGACUCCAGAAAGUGAGUUGAUGUCGCUGUUUUUUCGUUACUUACUUGUCAUUGAAGAUGAAGCUGAAGGGGAUGAGUCAGAGUUGUUUGUGAUCGGACGGGAAGGGAUUGCCCGUUUGGCUGCAGCCUUUGGGGAAGGAAAGAUGUUAUUCAUGACCCAGUUUUAUCAUAUAAAGUAUGGCUCGGGUGCUGAUUGGAGGGGCCGCCAUGCUGUGGUGGUUGCGGUUGAUGCUAUUCUUGAGGGGUGUUCAAGAGAAUCAAACAUGUCUUAUGAAGGUCUUCAAAGGUUGAUGAAGAUAGCUCUAAGGUCGACUAAAGACCAACAUUGGAGGGUGCACCUGGCAGCACUGAAGCUUAUUUUGCAUUUGUUCCCAGCUAACCUGCAACUGUAUUGGGACUUCAAGGCUGUUGUACAGAACCAUGUAGAUGCAGAGCAUCUACAGGACAUCCAGAGGUUGAGGUAA
Erigeron canadensis is the source of this 1473-nucleotide messenger RNA. RefSeq lists its product as uncharacterized. Gene Ontology annotation, molecular function: nuclear import signal receptor activity. Gene Ontology annotation, cellular component: cytoplasm; nucleus. Gene Ontology annotation, biological process: protein import into nucleus. The transcript has a single exon. NCBI's taxonomy places the organism in Eukaryota, Viridiplantae, Streptophyta, Magnoliopsida, Asterales, Asteraceae. The record is from RefSeq and is a predicted model, not a curated record. Bases 1 to 1473 code for a protein of 490 amino acids.